Molecule: messenger RNA, 435 nt
Organism: Aureobasidium vineae
Lineage: Eukaryota; Fungi; Ascomycota; Dothideomycetes; Dothideales; Saccotheciaceae
Source: the annotation of a GenBank genome assembly
AUGUCGUCGCCAGAGCAGACAAUACACACACAUCACUGCAUCUGCACGCAGCUCGUACUGGCCAGCACGUCGACCCUCGAGAGCCUCAAGACCCGCUCCUCCGACUUGUCGCAUAUCCUCCCUCUCCCAGACCUCUCUUCAGUCUCGACAACCUCGCACUAUGCAUCGCUGACCAACACCGUCAUCGACACCAAGCCCACUGUCAUUCGCCUUGACGAUGGAUUUGAGAAGCGCUACUUCCACAAAUGCGGCCGUUGCGACUUAAACAUUGCCUAUACACUUGACCAGAGCCAAUUUGAGGAUACAAAGACGUCUUCUGGAGCUAGAGAGAACGUCGCAUUCUUGAUGCCUGGUGGCCUGAUGUCGACUGAGGAUAUGAAGAGUGGAAGGGAUAUGGAUGCUGAGAUUGCCAAGGUCGGCGUCAAAGCUGCUUGA